AGAGAACGGAGACCACGCAAUGGCUCCGAAGGUCACACGCAAACGAUGGGGAUCCGUGAGACACAGGAUUUUGUCCUUGGUGGAAGAUGGAAGAAACGGAAAAAGUGAGAUGGACUGAGGAGCUCGGGGAUGUGUCGUGUGCUUGCUCGAUCAUCGUCGUCCUAUUUACUCACAUGAUCUGAGAGCAGAAGAGACGAAAUGGAUGAUGCUAACCCUAGCCAUUAUGCGAGGAGGUGGCAGUCACUGUGACGCAUCCACAAUCAUUUGCUUCUGGAGAGAUGGUUGACGAUCACAGGAUCGGUCGAUGCAGGGUUGCUUGCCCAAUUCCAGUCUCAUAGAUCGUGUCAGGAAACAUCAAGAUCAGGCGGCGUACGCAGGAGGAAACGAAUGUUGACUGCCCAGCAAAAACUAUUAAUUUGUCAAGUAGGUGAAAAACCAGUUCUGAUCAUCCAUCAUGCGUGAGUUCUUUUACGAGGAUUAUUUUGUACUAAAAUGAAUUUAUAUGUUCUCAAACUAUUUGGAAAUGAUGUUUGCAACUGAUUGAACUAUUAAUUUUAUGUUUUUUUUCUUUGAAAGUGAAUUAAUAGAAUUAAUUUGUGGAGAACAUUUUGCCCUCUUAUCUGCUAAAUAGACCUGCGCUAUCAACCUCUCUCUCUCUCUCUCUCUCUCUCUAACAUAUGGAGGCUUUCCUGCCGAAGUUCUUCUUCCUCCUGCUGUUGCUGCUCGUCUCAGGGGCAUUUUGGACCACGAAAGCGGCGGGCGCCGGCGCCACCUUCACCCUCAAGAACAACUGCCCUUACACCAUCUGGCCGGGCACAUUGUCCGGCAACGGGGUUGCCCUCCUCGGCGGCGGCGGAUUCGAGCUUUCCCUGAAUGAUACCGCCUCCUUCUCCGCUCCACCCGGCUGGUCCGGCCGCUUCUGGGCCCGCACACGAUGCCUCCUCGGCUCCUCCUCUUCUAACGGGACCUGCGCCACUGGCGAUUGCGGGGGCGUCCUACGCUGCGUAGUCGGCGGCGCACCACCGGCCAGCCUCGCGGAGUUCACCCUCGGCAGUGGCGACGGCACCCAGGACUUCUACGACGUGAGCUUGGUCGACGGUUACAACGUCGGCAUCGGGGUGCGCCCCUCGAGGGGCAGCUGCCGGUACGCCGGGUGCGUGGCGGACGUGAACGCUCGGUGCCCGGCGGAGCUGCGGGUGCCGGCAGAGUCCGGGGAAACGGUGGCGUGCCGAAGCGCGUGCGAGGCCUUCGGGGCACCGGAAUACUGCUGCACCGGGGCCCACGGCUCGCCGGCGACGUGCGGGCCGACGCGGUACUCCCAGCUGUUCAAGGCAGCGUGCCCGGCGGCGUACAGCUACGCCUAUGACGACGCGACGAGCACGUUCACAUGCGCCGCCGGCACCGCCGACUACCUCAUCACCUUCUGCCCCUCCGCGGCAGACGCCCAGAGCAAGAAGAGGUAGCUCGCUCCAAUACCCCUGUAAUAAGACCGCGAUCGAUUAAGGAAAUGAGAUUAAGGUCUAUUGAUAUGGGAUAAAUAUGAACAUAAACUCGUGGUAGUUUAUGGCCUUCUUUCCCUAUUUCUCUAGCUUUUUAAUGUAUUUUAAGCUCGAAAAUACUACUUACAUUACGAUA
This is a messenger RNA of Musa acuminata AAA Group (dessert banana), 1635 nucleotides long. Its product is annotated as pathogenesis-related thaumatin-like protein 3.5. NCBI's taxonomy places the organism in Eukaryota, Viridiplantae, Streptophyta, Magnoliopsida, Zingiberales, Musaceae. The transcript is spliced from 2 exons. The coding region runs from base 678 to 1463 and encodes 261 amino acids. The record is from RefSeq and is a predicted model, not a curated record. Gene Ontology annotation, biological process: defense response. Gene Ontology annotation, cellular component: extracellular region.